Lobosporangium transversale is the source of this 1921-nucleotide messenger RNA. RefSeq names its product L-fucokinase-domain-containing protein. The record is from RefSeq and is a predicted model, not a curated record. The transcript has 7 exons. Bases 64 to 1881 code for a protein of 605 amino acids. Gene Ontology annotation, molecular function: transferase activity, transferring phosphorus-containing groups. NCBI's taxonomy places the organism in Eukaryota, Fungi, Mortierellomycota, Mortierellomycetes, Mortierellales, Mortierellaceae.
AUUGUUUCCUGUGGGGUAUGAUUCUUUAGAGCAUUACUCUUAUUAAAGAAAAAAAAAAAAAGCAUGAGUGCCAAUGGAAAUAGUCAAGAUGAUCAUCAAUCUUUGUCAGAGGUGCUUCGAAACACACAUGCACGAAAUCUUACUGCCUAUAAACGAUUGUUGUCAGCGCAAGAAUGUUCAGCAAAUGAGACAAAUGAGCCUCCUUUGGACAUCUUCUGGGAUGUUGUAGUCAUUACAGCAAGCGACAAACAGCAUCGACUUGUCUACGAGCAUCGAAUUGACCAGAAAUUAGCACGAGGUCAAAUACCCACUAGCGUCAAAUAUCAUGUUGUAGAAGACCCGCCUCAGUCCAAGAUUGGAGGCGGAGGUUCGACAUUUCUGGUAAUGAAAGUGCUUCGAGAGAUGUAUUCGCAGGAAUUCCUCGAAAAUGCACGUGUUCUUUUGAUCCAUGCUGGUGGUUAUAGUACCCGCUUACCGCAUGUUAGUGCUCGAGGAAAGAUUUUUACCACGCUUCCUCAAGCCGACUCUCAGCAAGGUAUCGACGUAUUGGAUCUAAAAUUUGUACUAUAUAUGCACCUACUCAAAGACAUGCCUCCAGGAGUGUUUUUGACGAGCGCUGAUGGAAUCGAGUUAUUCUCAUCCAACACUCCCUUUCCUAGCCAACCCAAAGCAAGAACGAUUACAGCUCUAGCACAUCCCUCUUCAACCCGGAUCGGAAGCACGCAUGGAGUUUAUUUAUUACAGGACCCAAAUGGUAUUGUUGAUAUCGAUAGGAAGCUGAGGCCAGAAGCGCAGUCAGCGAGGUUGUUGAAGUGUCAGCAGUUUAUACAUAAACCAUCACUAGAAACCAUGCAGAAAAUUCCCAUGCUCAUUCAUGGCGAUGCCUCGAAUGACGAUGAGAGGAUUGUUUACACUGAUAGCUGCUAUUAUUUUGAUCCGAAGACUGCCGAAAUCAUGGCUGAUACAUAUCCAAAGCUCCAUCCUGAAUGCGACUUGGAAGCAUGGGCUGAUAUCCUCAGCUUCCAGAAUAAUGUUCCUUCACUUGAAUCUUCUAAUGACCAACAAAUUGUCAAGCAGGCUCUUCAGGAAGCAGGGAUCGCUUUGGAUGUCAUGGUCUUGAAUGCGUCUAGAUUUUAUCAUUUAGGUACCAUGCAGGAAUUUCUAGAGGCUGUAUGUGUUGACAAGGCGUUCAUGUCAGAGCUUAAUAUCCGGAAUAAGAUUGAAGGACUUGCUGAAGUCGACAAUCUUAUAGGCUCUAUAGCAACGAAAGAAAGUUAUGGAAAUCCUCAUAUACAGAUAGAUAAGCCAUCGUAUAUUGAAAACUCGUCCUUCUCUGCAUGUUCAGGCACUCUUGCGAUGCCCACUUCCAUUACUGAGACCAAGGUUCUCGCCAACUCUAUCCUUGUCGAUUGUGAUCUCCCUGCAGGCACAAUUAUUCCUUUGAACACCUGUAUGUUCGUGUUACAACUACAAGAGCAAGAGUUUGUUACGUUCACAUUCUCAAUAUAUGACGACAUGAAGAAGGAGGCUCGAAUCGAUCUAGAAAUCCCUUCAGCAGUUUUUGAGGAACUUAAGAUCUUUCAAAAAGUCCCCUUGAGCGCCGUAAUAGAACAACCAAGGAUAUCUUCUAUGGAUCUAUCAAUGGCAGCGACAUAUAAUAGCGGGUUCUCGCUAUGGAACGCACCUUUGUUUGAGAUCGCACGAACAAAACAGGACAGCAUACUAUGUGCGAUAAGGCGCUUGAAUAUUAUUCGCAAUUACCUUGACGCUGAAAAGGAGGGCAUAAUAGCUGAUGCCGAUGGGUUCAUGCCUGAGAUCGUAGGCUGGACAUCACUAAAGACCGCUGCUAAAAGAGCGCGAGAGUAUUUUAAUCCACUAUAGAACUAGUUAUCCUUUAUUUAUUUAUUUUAGAUAUUUUGAA